Messenger RNA from Gongylonema pulchrum, 193 nucleotides. NCBI's taxonomy places the organism in Eukaryota, Metazoa, Nematoda, Chromadorea, Rhabditida, Gongylonematidae. The record is from the annotation of a GenBank genome assembly.
GUGAUCAACGGCGCGGGCCACCAUGUUUAUGCUGACCAGAAGGAAGUUUUCAAUGAUGUACUAUGUAAAUUGUUCGAUAAAAUUGACGCCAAAGGCGACAUUAUUCCGAAAGAAGAAAAAAAGAAAGAGCCAAAACAUACAUUUUCACUUUCGGAUAUGUAGCGCUGCUUCUAUUAGUUUACUGAAUUUGUGA